GCUUUUCCCCUCUUUGGAGGGCAGUCGGGCUUUUCUGAAUUGCUUUUGUCUCUUCGGGGAGACUUCGGGCUCUCACUGAAACGCCUGUGAUCUCUGGAGGGGCUUCUGGUGUCCUUGAUAGCUUUUGGUGAAUUUUUACAGCUGCCUUCCUGCCAAAUCCUUUCCUUUUUGUAUUCUAAAAGCGUUUUCCUACAAGCUGGAUACAUUAAAGGCUGUCAAAAAGCCCACAUCCUGAAAAGGGCAGAGUAAGCAUUUCCUCUAACUCACGGGGAGAAAUGGAGAAGUGUAUUUGUAUGAAAGUUAAAUUUCUAAUUAAUCCGACAUGCUUACCCUGGUAGCUAGCCACACGUGAGUUCUGUAACUAAAUAUUUACAGAGGGUAUCUAUUCUCGGGGCAAAUAUGUCCAACGGCAGUGACACAGGAGGACGGGGCUAUAAUCUUACCAGAACUGAACAAAGAGCUGCUCUCAAGGAGGAGGCUUACGCGGAGAGCGCAGCCCGAGAUCCAUGCGUUGAAAAGAGCAGGCUAACGCUUGCUGGUUUUAUCAUGUGUCUUCCCGGCUCCUUGAGGAAUACCCUCCAGGGAGGCUUUAACAAAAGACCCCGUCUUGUCACCGGCGGUUAUGGUGUUUGUCUAACCCUGGGGCUGAGCUGAGCUGCAGAUCUCGUGCUGCUCUGCAGUACAACGGCUCCUCUGUGCGCAGAGAACUUCAGAGGACGUGGAUUUUCUGUGGUUUCUUCUGGACCAUCUGUUAUUCUUCUGCCGGGAGCUGCUUGGGCUCAUUUCUGCCUGGGAUGAGGGGCCAGGAGCAGAGGGAAGGGCCGGGGGUGUGCGAGCAGAGGUGGCAUCUAGCUGUCAAACCUCAUGCUGGAAGGGAGAGUGGCUAAAGGUUGCCAUUAGUAACGCCUCAUUAAUUUCAUCCCCGGGUAAAUGAAGCGGGUACAAAGAAAUUGGUACGGUGGUGGGAGAGGAGCCGGAGGAUGGGGUCACGCGUUUCUCGGUAGGAACUUCCCCUGCCCCGCUUAAGGGAAAGGAAAAGUUGCGUCGCUGUUGGGUGCUGGGGUUGGAAACGCCUGUCCUGGGGUAAAAGUGGGCUGGGGGGGGGAGCGGGCUCGAGGGGUUGCCUUUCCACCUGUUCUGUGUGCCGCUCUUGGCGUGCACACGCGAUACACUCAUUUGGCCUUUCCGAGCAUCUGUGUCAGAUGGUGGCUUUCCUGACAUUAAACGCAGCGAGGAGCUGGCGCCGAGGAACACCAAAGCCAAUUAGCGCUGGGAUGCUUCCCUCAAAAGGGAUCAGCUUGUGCUUUUCUCUGUUUUUUUUUUUUUUUCCUUUUUGUGAAAAAGCUAAACUGGGACACGAUUUCAAUUAGGGAGCUAGCAGGGGCAGCUGCGCGGCACGCUUGCUGAGAGUCACUCGUGGGUCUCGUGUAACGGAUCGGGUUGUGCUCGGCGUCACCUCUGCCCUUUGGGUAGCGGGUCUGCCCGGGGUGAGGCUGGAACGUGGCCCGGGGCGGGAGGAGAAGUGGGACAGAGGGACAGCGGGGGUGUGAUGGAGCCCUCUUCAACUUCCCUAGUGCUCCAAACCCGGUGAAAGGCAAGCGCAGCGCCGUUACGGUGAAUAACCUGCAGGUCAGCACGCUGGCGGUGGGGCUGGUGCCGUUGUAGGGUUUGGUUUCCAGCUCGAGCCCCGGGACCAGGUGGAGCAGGGCAGCAGUCGGGCUCCUCGUGGCUCGCCCUGGCUGUUCGUGCUGGGGCUGGUGUGCUCCGAGCAGUGCAGUGCUGGCCUCAGCCCUGGGCUCUGCAGCAGCUGGCAGCUCUUUAUGUAAUUAAAUUUCUUACACGCCACAGCCCAGCGCUAGCACCAGGUAUGGCAGCUCCAAAGACACCCAGCGAUGUCACAGCCCUGCAGGAGGACGGAGAAAUUCCCUCCUGGCACUGGCCUGAGCUCAGCCCUUUCCAGGAGGGGAGGGUAAGUGUGCAGCAUCCCUCCCCGGGCUGCUGCUCUGGGGGAGAGAAGGAAAGUGGCACUGGGAGAAGCUGCAGCUGCCCUUUCCUCUCUCAGCCCCUGCCCUGCUCCCCUUGUCGCCACCCUGCCAGGUUUGGGGAGAUCCCUGGCCCUGCUUCAGGCAGCCAAAACCACUCUGCUGUUUCACCCCACGGUCCUUCGUUGUCUGAAUGCCGUGGAGGAGCUAGGUGAGGUGACAUUGUGUGCUGUCAGCAGAAAAAAAAAGCUGCUGGCUUAGGUGGUACAACCCAGAGCUCCGCUCUGAAGACAAAGAAACGAAGUUGGCCUGCCUCGGUGUCGGGAACGGCUCGGCCUUAAGUGAUUCUGCAGUCCUGGGGACUUGGACUUGCAUCACUGGGUCGUGGCUGGAGCAAAGUGUUCUGCAGGUCUGCCUUUAUCUCUCCUGGAGUGCACUGCACAUAAACCCAGCCCCGAGGCUCAGACAGGGCGCCUGCUCUGCCUUUAUUUUUCGCUCCUGACUCCGUAAGGCAGUGCAGGAUGGGGCGAGGAAGGGGCGUGUUUUCCCAAACAGCAGCAUUUAGCCCCGAAGGCGGUGGGGAAGGAGCUCUGGAGCUCUGGCAGCAGCCCGCACAGGUGGCUGGCUCCCAUGUAACGCUGGUUAAGCAGUUCUUUGAAAGCACUGAAAGUCUGACUGCAGGAUUUCUUCCUCUUAGGGAGAAGGCAGAGGAAAGGGCUGAGGUCAGCUCCCGACCAGGGGUCAUGUCUAAAGUACUUAAGAUCCCUUUUUCUGCUGGGGAGUUUGUCGCCUUCCCCUUCGCAGCUGACCCGGCACUCCUGGGCUGGGGUCUCUGGUGCCAAGUUCCCGAUCCGCUGAGGUCUGUGGGGUGGGAGCGAGUGGGGCCUUAGCAGCCUGGGCUGCUGCAGAGGCAGGCGUAUCAGGCGAGAACACGGUGCGCAAGGUUGUAUUUCCUUCUGUUUGUCCGCCCUGUUUCCCUAACUAAACACCGGCCAGCUGGGCUUUGUUUGGAGAGGUGCACGCAGCUCCCACGCCGAGCUUCUGCGCGCCAGCCCCGAUAGCGCUGCUAUCCCGAUCCCUCUGCAGAGACGCGGGCUGGGCAGAGCUCUCCGGGUGACAAACCCUGAACGGAGCAGGGAGGUGGCACCCCAGGCUGGCUGGCUGCUGACCGGAAAGUCACCGAGCACUGGGAGAGCCGAGGAGCGCAGCGAGGAGCCCGAGGGCAGGGGCAGCCAGCUCCUCUCACCAGGGGGUUUUGCAGCACGGGAAUCAUUUUCAGCCACCGCCGCUCUUCAGACUGCCGUGUCCUGGCUUACCCCUGCGUGCGUAGACCUGAGACAAACUCGCAGCCCUUUCCUGGCUCCCUGCUGCAGUCACACCUUGGGGUAGGAUGGAGGCUGAUGGUUUGAUUUUCCCCCGGUGACUGACAGACGAGGCUAACGGGGGUUUCAGGGCUGGAGGGGACCGGUUUAGAGCUGUUCUGUAGCUCGCAGGAGACAAACGGGUUUUGCAGUGCAAGGGGAAGAUCGUACUCUUGACCCUUGGCUGCCUCAUCCAAGUUGAGCAGGCUGGAGCCGGUUCAGGGGGAGUCAAAUUAGAGUUCCUGGAAAAACCCCGCGCUGCCCCUAGUCCGGAGGCUUUGCCAAGCCUCAGCUCAGUGGGCUGGGAGGAACGCUGCCAGCAGCGAGUGCCCCUGCCUCCAGGAGCUCUUCCAGGAGCUCUUCGUGCCUCCUUGUGCCUGGUGCUGCCUUCAGCUAGCGAAGGAAGGUAAGAGCUGAUAGGGGACGGAGGUAAGAGGAGAGAUGGCAGUGCCACCACCAGCUUCUGCUCCGUGGUGGCGCCGUUUUUGCAGGUGCCACGGUCCCAAGAGUGUGAAACAUCUUGUGGGGUAUUUCUACGCGAAGCUCUCGCAUCAAUAUUUCCAGGAGAAAGCUUCUCACUUUCCCAGCAGUGCUAUUUUCUGCAGCCGGCUCGUUUUCACAGGGUGGGUGAUGCUGGUAUCAUAAAAUGUUGGUUGAAAAUAUUUUUUGCUCUGCGCAGAUUGAAAAAAGACAAACAAACCAAACACACCGAGCGAGUGAAUCACGGCCACCUCCUGUUACAAGAGCGUGACACAAAAACAGCAGACAUGGGCAAACUAAUAAAAAAAAAAAAACAAAAAAAGUUGUGGCUGCCUCGCUGCAAUGCUCGGGGCUGGGCCAGAGCCAGAUCCGCAGCGCUGUGCCAGCCCUCGGGCACGGCCCUGGGCAGAGCUGGGGAAAAUGGGGCUGGGAGCACUUUGUAGGUGAUGUAGUCCAGCUCGGUGCCCUAAGGCAGGCCAAACUAAAUAUAAACUUCAAUACACAAUGCUUUUUAAAGAAGCAGGAGGGCUGGGAUUGGAGCUGGAAGGAGGAAAUUGUGCAUUGUGCAGCUCUGUCCUGCUGAGCUGCAGCCUCUGGAGCGGAGCUAUUCCUGGGUGCCCCAAAAAUAGGACUUGUUCCUCCUGUUCCUCAUCCUCCCGUUCUGCCUUGCCGUGCCAGCUCCACCCGGCGUGCCUGUGUCCGGUGUGUGCUGGGAGGCAGGAGGAAUGCUGUAAGGCUUACAAACACCUCCUGCAAUCUCCGUGAGUUUCAGAGCGGCUCCGGUACGGAGCAAGGGGCUCCGUGCCCCUAAUAAACCUCAUUCAACCCGUAGCAGAGCUCAGGUUCUCUACUGCCGUACCUACCCAGCCCCAAACCUCAACCCAGUUGCCUUGGCAGCCCCCAGCAGCUCUGACUCUGCUUAGUCUGGAGUGAAUUGUUUGCCUGCGUUGGCUGCGGAGAGGAGCAGGUGCCACGGGCUCGAGGAGCCGUGGGAGUUUCUGUGGUGAACGCGGGGAUGUUUGCAGGCAGACACAACAGCCGGAGGGUUGCUCACACUGGGAAAGGGUUGGAAGGGUCGGGAAGUCUGACCGGGGUUCGGAUGCCUGGGCAGUUUUUGCAAGCUAGCAGUGGCUUGCUUUCCAAAUCUGACUCAUGCAGCCAAAGAUGGGCAGGGAAGAGGGGAUGUGGUGUGUGCUGGGGACAGCAGGAAGGGGGUGCUUGAAGGUCUGCGUAGCCUUCCCUGCCCGAAGCCAGAAGGGAGGUGGGAAGCCUGCAGCAGGGAUGCAGAGAGCACGGCAGGGCCCUUCUCUGCUGGCUCAAGUCCCUUUGCUACGUGUGUUACCUCAUCUGCUUCGUGUAGGGAACUGGAACUUCGUCCUUGCUUCGGAGCCGCGCAUCUCUCCCCGCUCCGUGAAGCUGGCGCCCCGCAGAGGCUGGGCAGGAGCAGCCCGUGCCCACCUCCUGGCCCCGGGCAGGGGCUGGCAGCGGAGGGCUCGCAGCCCGAAGGAUGCUCGGCUGCUGCAGGCUGUGCUGCCGUCGGCAGGGAGAUGGCUGCCAGUUAGGGUAAUAGGGAAAGCGGGGCUUGUGCACAGAGGUGCUCGCGGCAGUUUUGAUCCUGGAAGGCUUUUUAUGAGAAGCCACCCUCUGGAAGUUGAUUUGCUUGCUAGGAGGGGCAGCCGCACUCUGCAGAUAGCUCUCCUGCUAAAAACAUCCUUUUGUCCUGGGUUUUCCAGGGGCCGUACGACGAAACACCGUAAUCACAGGCUGAGGCUCCCCCGGCUUCCAGCGGAACGCGGCGCAGCUCGGGCCUGUUAUUACGGAGAGCAGCUUUUGGAAGGGAACAAAACCUGGCUCUAAAUUUAGCACCCCCAGUCGGUGGGGUGCAGCCUGCGGCUCGCUCGGGGCUGGCAGGGAAAACGUACCUGCGAGAUGACAGCCCUGGCUACGAGCUGCCUCCUGGGGCACCUGGGAAAUCAGAUCUGCUCUGGACUCAUCUUGCAGAGGCACGGUGCUGCAUAAUUUUGGGAGGGGGGACGUGCAGAAGGGGCCAGGGCAUGUUGGUAACGUGUUAGCGUGCCUCCUUCCUGCUGCCUGAGCGUAGAAAGCCCCGCAGUGCCUGUCAUACAGUCAUUUUGCGUUUAAUUAGGAGAAACCUGCCUUUCCUGGAGCGCCAAACACUGGCUCGAGGCUUCAGAGGGCUGUGCGGUGCUGCCUGCGCUCGCAAAAUCCCGGCUGAUGGCAGGAGCUUUGAAUUCAAGGCUCGUUUCUUCUGGCCGCAGGUUAGGGGGCUUUUCUUCUUUGUUGCUCGCUGAGGGGGCGUUCGGGACCGACGUCUGCUCUGGCUGCAGCUUGGCAGCCCCUUGCAGAGGAAAUAAAGGCUGUGCAGCUCACAGAAAGGCUUUGGAGCAGGCGUGCCCGUGCCCAGCAGCUGCAUUACCAAGCGGCGAGGUUUUUCUCUUUCUUCCUGCCCUGGCUCACCCCUGUGCUGAAUAGCACUGCCAGGGCGCUCCAGAGCUUACCAGAAAGAGUGGAAAUCAUUAAUCUGCCAGAACGCUUCGUGUCUUUGAUGCCAUUUUAAGAAAGCACGUUUGUCUGGCUUGGCUGUGCUCUCUGAGCUCGAGCCUUUCCCCCGCGUUAGCACAGCCCUUCCGGGCACGUCGGGCCGUGCAGGGGCUGAGAGCUUGAGCAGGAACAAAGCACUCGAUGACAUAUCCCCGAUAACGCCAGCUGAAUUGUUUCCUCUGCUCUGGAGCGUUUUGCUCUUGAUGGCACGAACAUCCCGCGAUUGCAGGGGCUUCAGGAGCGGCCAGGGAGGAAGCCAAAGAGAAGGCAAGCAGCGGGGUUUGGUGGCAGCAGGGACCGUGGCUUGGCUCGGGGUGGCAAAGACCCUCUGCAGAGAGGCGGAAAGACGGCGGAGGUUUCUUGGCAGGUGAUUAAACGGGGCUCGCCUCCAGGCUGUCUUGGGGGCGAGACAGGCUGAGAAAUAGCAAGCAGCUGAACUCCGCCGCUCGCUUGCUGCAGACUUAAAAGAAGAAAGAGGAGCGAAACGCGUAAGGCGGGCAGGUGUGGUUUUGAGUACCGUGGGCUUCCCAGCUACGCGUCUCCCCCCUGUGCUUUCACACCUCCUGUGGUGGCAACAGCGGCUUUCUGCAAGCGCCGUGACCCCUUUGUGCGUCCCCUCGAUGCUCUUCUGCCUGCAGCGGGCUGCUUCUGCUGCCCGGUGCUGGGCUCGGUGCUUUUCCACAUGAAGGGAUGGUCACAGAUGGAAAAUAAAGAGAGCAGCCCCAGCACUCGCUCUCAGCUUGGGAGAGCUUUCAGUCCAGCUUUCAGGAACCAAACCACAGCAGUUCCUGCAGGAUGGAGGGCACGGGAAUGUUACCGUCAGGGCUUUUACAGCCUAGGCUGAUGAGAAAGCACGUUGCUUCCAUGGGGAAACCAUUUACGCUGUCCUUUUGGACACACCCUUGUUUUUUAGGAUGCAGGAAGUGCAUCCCUGGGAAUGCGGCUGCAGCAAGGCAGCGUGCUGACCCCACCUGGCCAGGACCCUUCCCUGGCCCACGAAGGCGCUGUCGUGCGGUCACGAAAUGCUUCGGAGAUGACUGAUGCCCCCAGAGGGGUUUGUCUGACCUGCUUUCCUGGUCCCUGCUCUUCCCAGAGCAGCCGGCCACAACCUCUUGGACUCCAGCUGUACUAAAAUGUUUGUGUUGGUGUUUUUUCCUGCCCAGGGACGGCAGAGAUGGAGGCAGGCUGGCCGCAGCCCUGCUGCGUAAGGCUCUCGUGGUGGGCAGGCGGGCAGCAGCUGCCAGGCGUGGGGCACGAGCGGGGCUCCCCCCGUCACGGGGAGCUGCGUGGUCGCCGAGAGGGCUUGGAGGAGCAGGAAACACGUGCGUCUGCAUCUGUAUCUUCAGCACAAGACAUUUUUAGUGCACCGGCUGCCUUGUUUCCACUGCUGCUGCCCCACGGCUCUGGAGUGGUUUGGGGGGAUUUGGGGGAUGAGGCCGGGAGUGUCAGCAUCCUAAAAACACUUCUGGGGAGAGGAGAGAGACCGGGAGGGGAAAGCAGGCAGCACGAAGCCCUUCCGAGAUGCUCUGGAGGGAGGUGAGCUUGGAGGGGUCAGGGAUAGGAGCCUCGAGGGCUGGCUCAGUUCUGCUCCUUUCGGUCUGGUCCCUUUGAGAAGUGACUGCUGUCACCUCCAGCCAGGGGGGAGCAGGGGAUGCCAGGCCAGGUUUUACCCGAGCAGUGUGAAGGAAGUGGUUUUACUUCUUUCUCAGAAACCCCCCAGGCAAAAGCGUAUCUCUUUCGGCACCUCGAGAUGGCUGGGGGCGUGUUGGAGACCUUGUGAUUCACAGCCCUCCAAUUCCUCUGGGGCAGGUCAGAACAAAACCCCCAGGGUGCCCCUCCUGGGUCAUCUCAUCUAGAGAAAAAGCAUUUCUCUAAAACCAGUACUUUUUGUGGAAAAGUUCCAGAAAGAGCGAUCCCAAGGGGAGGGCGAGACAGCUCUUGAAGCACCUCCCCGGCCCAGCCGGCUGUGAUGACAGAGACUGGUUUCCUUGUGUCACGAUCCCAUGUGAUUUCACGGAGCAAGGGAAACCUCAUGGUGAAACUGGAAGCGUGGAGUGGUGUCGGGGCUGGGUGAGUAAGGCAGUGAGGCUGGGUUCUUCUCCCUGCCUUUAAAGGACAGCUGCCGACGGCCCGUGCCGUGCUGCCUAUCGUGCAUCCGGUGGCAUUGAGCCUGGGUGGCCCCGAUACUCCCCAAAGAGAGGCGAUGAGCAGGACCUCACAACGCAUUCCUGGAUUUGCUCAGCCCUGACUCACGGCCGGGCUCCCGGCACAGGUGUAAGCGCUGGGCCCCCCUCCGCAUUGCCCGGCCGUGAGUCAGCACCGAGAGGAGGCUUUUCGUCCUGUCUCCGAGCCAAGCUCAGCCCGCGCAGCGAAGAUGGAUCACCGCAGAGACGGUGACGUGCCACGGUGAAGGUCAUAACCCCUUCCGUCAGCUCAGGAAGGAACACACAAAGCCGGGGAAACAAGGGGGAAAGGAAGGAGCCAGGAAAGGAUCGGCGCUGUGAUUCAGGCAGGACCUACAGGCAGCAGGGCAGGUGGCGGUGUCACCGGCGCCAUGCCGGCGGUGUUGGGUGCGUGACGGUGUUGUCACAAGCCCUAGCGCAGCUUAGCAAAGGGGUUUGAAAACCCCUAUGUGCCCCUAAAGGGCUCAAAUCCUCCUGUGGCUGCCUGGUUGGGAGCUUUUCCAGCCGGGGCUGCACAGAUGCUCCCUGGUCCCCGUGGUGCAGAGCAAGGGCAGUCCCAGGGAGCAGGUGAAUUCCCUGCUCUGCCUGAUUUCUCCUCUUCGUUUAUCCAGGCAGGGUCCCCAGCUGACAAGAGUUUUAUCAGCAGUGAAGGAUUUCUCUGGGACGUUGCUCUCGGCUGCAUCAGCGCUGUGCCCGAGAGGCAGAAGGUCCCCAUCUCUUUCUCUUUCUUUUUUUUUUCCUAAUCUUUUUUUCAGUUCUUCAUUUUAAAACGCUGGCGUCAGAGCAGAUCCAAACAACCCCGUCCAUUUCAGGGUAGCACCAGGGAAUCGUUGCCCUACAAGGACUCGCCUGCUGCCCGUGACCCAGCUGAGCAUCGGGGGGGCCAUGGUGGGGCUGGCAGCGUUUCCCCUUCAGCCAGGAGGACAGCGGAGCUUGCAGCUGACUCAGCCCCCAAGCUGGGAACGGAGCUGCUCUGAUGAAUUUGUCUGUAACGAGCCCGCACUCCCACGCUGUUUCUCUGGCUGGAGCAUCUGCAGACAACUGCUCUGGGGAGGGGGCUGCGAGCAGGCUUCUCCUGCGUCCAGAGCACUGCCCAGGCUCUUGGCUCCUGGAUCCGCAGCAAACCAGAGCCCUUUGGCUCGUCGUUAAAGCACUGAUCCCCCAAGCCAUGCCUGAGGAGGUCAGCCUGUGCCGUCCUGCGCCCCGUUAGAAGCAGAAUUUAUCUGUGUCACUCUGUUUAGGGUGGGCCUCCCUGCCCUUGUCUGCAGCAUCUCUUGUCCUUCAUCUCCUCCAUUACCUCACCCUCCAGGCAUCCUCCGAGAUGCACUAGGCUCCCUCCCUCUCCCUCGUUUAAUAUUAUUAUUAUUCUUCAAUCUGCUGUGGCAUUCCUCAUCUCGCCGGCAAAGCACAAAGCUGCUCUUUCUCCUAUUCAUCCCUCCGGCCCCGGGUUAGCAUUUCAAUUGACAAUUGUGCCAUUGAUUUGUGUGCUGACAGCGGGGUUUGCAUUAAAUGCCAGGCGGAGAGACUCGACCGGGUUAGCAGGGCCCUGGAAAUCUGCCCGCCCCAUGUUUUCCGAAGCUUGGGGUCGUCCCCUUCUCUGGGGACAUAGCCUGGGCACUGCGCCGUGCCCUCAGCCUUUAGAUGCCCUCAUCAUCAUGCCCGGCUCUCGGAGCUUUUUCUACCCCAAAACCAUGGCACGGGACAGCAGGGCUGCUCCCACGGACCUGCGGGAUGUGAAAGGGAUCGAACCUCUUGCCAAAGCCUGGCUGUUGAAGGCAGAGCAGGGGCUGAAGGCCAGCUUCACAGGCCAGCCAGCACCCUGACCCGGAGGCAGGGGGACCCAGCACCCGCUCACGGAAACACCUUUAGAAGUCUCCCUUCCAGAUCAGGGCAAAUCAGAGCUGCAAACGCCCCUGGGCCCUGGCUAGCAGCGCUGUUUAUUCUCAGCUUGGUGAUUCAAUGCAGUCCCCGGGGAGCAGCAGGAUAAAUAACGUGUUGGCGCCGACCAAAUUAUUGUUUUGGGCUUGUUUGUUUCUGGCUGCUUGAAGAGAAGUGUGUCCUUGCUAGGAAGCAGGUUGGCACAGCUCUUGGAGCCGACCGAACGGGGCUUGUGAAAGAGGAGCUGUUAGGAAAAAGCCCCAAAACGAAACCAAGGGUAGCACGAUCGCAGUGCCAGGUGCGUGCAGGAGGGCGAGGUGGAGGGAGAGACGUGGGGAAUGGCCACAGAUCGAGGGCUGGAGGCUUGAAAACAAGAGCAAAAGUGUGCUGAAGUCCAGCCAAACCUGCCCGUGGCGUGUUGGCCGUGGGUUGUGCUGGCUGGGGAAGCUUUCCUGCAAACGUCCCAUGCGUUAGCCAAGAGCCGCAGCCCGGAGGAUGUCCCAGCCAGCCACCCCGAGGAGCUCCCCACACCACUCGUGUACUGAAUCGGGGGGAAAAGCCCUGAAUAAUCAGGCAUUCAGGAGGCUGAGAGACCUCUAAUACUGCUUUUUUUUUUUUUUAAUUUUGGGCUCUGCGGGGUGUUGGCAGGACCCCCGUGCAGCAUGCUCCGGGCAGGGAAGAAGCAUUGGGCUGUGCGGCGAUCGUCCUCUGCCCCUGCCAAGUGGCCCUAUAAAUAGAGAGGGACACGUGCCACUGAUUAAUUGCCUGUCUGUGCAGCCAGCCAGCUCCCGAGGCAGACGCAAUCUUUGUCUGUCUGCUGGGAACAGCAGUGCUUGGCAGGAGAGGCCCUCUUCUUGGGAAAAAGGGAGAAGAGGCAGAUGUGGAAAGGGAGCGCCAGCGAGGCGCGAGGGAGUAUGCCUUUCCGAGGAGCGAGAAGUACCCCGUCUUUUAUCACAAGGAAAACACCUCGGCCAUCUACGUCGGGGGGGAGGGGAGGCUUUACUACCACGACUUCGCGACCUACAAGAACUACACGGAAGACUUCCCCGUGGAAAAUGGAGGGCAGUGCUUGAAACCUGGGAGUCCGGAGGACAAUAAAAAUUUCAUCACCUUAGUGGCGAAGCACGGAGAUGGGAUGUUGGUGUGCGGGACCGGCGCCUGCGCUCCCACCUGCUGGAACUUGACGCAGAGGCAGAAGAGCUCUCCGCAGGACGGCAGAGGUCUUGCUCCUUUCACCCCUGACGCAAAUUCCCUUGUCGUCGUUGACUAUCCUGACAUCUACUCCACCAUCAAGAAGAGCCAGCAGAACGGCAAGAUACCCCGUUUCCGGCGAGUGAGGGGGGGUGGAGAGCUCUACACAAGCGACACGGUGAUGCAGAACCCUCAGUUUGUCAAAGCCACCACAUUAAAGCACGAUGAGAGUCACCAGGACAAGAUUUACUACUUCUUCCGUGAAGACAACCCAGACAAGAGUCUCGAGGCACCCAGGAACAUCUCCCGAGUGGCCCAGCUGUGUAAGGAAGAUAAAGGGGGAACCAGUUCGCUCUCUGCUUCCAAGUGGACCACCUUCCUGAAGGCCAGCCUGAUUUGUGUCGACCCUGCCACCAAGGGCAACUUCAACUGGCUGCAAGAUGUCUUCUUUGUCCCGGCGAGUAACUGGAGGGACUCCAAAGUCUACGGGCUCUUCACAAACACCUGGGGAAGCUCUGCUGUUUGUGUCUACUCCUUCGGGGACAUUGACGAUGUGUUUCGGACCUCCAAACUCAAAGGCUACAACGGUCCCAACCCAGAGAUCAAGCCUGGGCAGUGCGUUUCCUCUGGACAGCACACCCCGAGCGAGACCUUCAAGAUAGCUGACAGCCACCCGGAGGUGGAGGACCGGGUGGAGCCCCUCGCCCCCACCAGGAGCCCCCUGUUCCACAACAAGCACCGCUACCAGAAGAUCGGGGUGCACAAGGUCUCUGUGAGGGAAGGACACCAAUACACCGUGCUCUAUCUGGCAACAGACAAGGGAUCCAUCCACAAGGUGGUGGAGCUGCCGGAAGGGGUGCAGAACAUCAUGGAGAUCCAGGUCUUCUCAAGGAAGGAGCCCAUCCAGUCCAUGAUUCUGGACCACGAGAGGGCGAUGCUGUACGUGGGCUCAGCGAGCAGAGUGGUGGAGGUGCCCAUGGCCAUGUGCGGGCUGUACCGCAACAACUGCGAGAGCUGCCUGCUGGCGAGGGACCCGUACUGCGGCUGGGCCGGCGGGCGCUGCCAGUCCGUUUAUCAGAACAGGGAGGUGCAUCAGAACCUGGACCUGAACCCGUGGCAAGGAAAGUGCCAGAAGGGUGAAGUUACGGAAGCAGACACCUACCAGAACAUCACGGUCGUCCCUUUCUCUCGCUACUACCUCAACUGUCCCAUCGAGUCCCACUAUGCCACCUACAACUGGUACCACAACAACACCCUCAUCAAGACCUGCAACAACACCCACCCCCAGCUGGACUGCUUCUACUUCAUCCAGAACGUGAGCCACACUCACUACGGCCACUACCUCUGCGUCUCGGAGGAGGACGGCUUCAAGCAGGCGCUGGUGAAGGAGCGCCUGGUGAACCAGCUCCGCUUCAUGUCGCAGAAGGGCCGGGCCACCACGACGCUUGGCUCCUGGCUGCAGCUGCUCCUAGUGGUGCUGUUGGUGGAGCUCUUCCACUGAACGGGACAGGACCGUGUUCCCACCUUCCCUGCUGCUGCUGCUCUUCCUGCACUUACCGUCCUGCCCCGAGGCGAGGUCCCGUUCUCGUAGGCGCUCCUUGGACACGAAUCUUUGUCUCCAGGGGGGUCCUGCCGCUGCGGGCAGCAGCCCCUCCAUCUUUGGCCUUGAUGGAAGAGAGAGUGGGAGGAAGAGGCAGCUACACGGCCAGACGGAGCAGGGGAUGGGGGCGGGAAGGGAAGGGGCACCCAGUCGCACGGGGGACACUUGCUGUGCCAGAAGCGUAAACGGAGUGGCUUCAGCCUGCCCCCGAGCACAUCCUGAGUGUGUACUGGGCGCAGACUUUGUUCAGGGGACUAUGCAGAUGUGCAUGCACUGAUCCGAUCCUCAGGGCACGAUGGCUCCUCUCUUUGGGAACGUGCAUGUGAUGAAGAGGAGGAGUCAGCCCUUGGCCUUUUGGACUGUUUGAUCUGUGCUUCUCUCCAAGUGGGGACUAAUGCCUCCAAGUUUUUUGUGGCUAACGCCUGCCCGAGCUGGCAAGCAGCUGGAUUU
Messenger RNA from Cygnus olor (mute swan), 13687 nucleotides. RefSeq names its product semaphorin 7A (John Milton Hagen blood group) (gene SEMA7A). Gene Ontology annotation, biological process: negative regulation of axon extension involved in axon guidance; axon guidance; regulation of inflammatory response. NCBI's taxonomy places the organism in Eukaryota, Metazoa, Chordata, Aves, Anseriformes, Anatidae. Gene Ontology annotation, molecular function: integrin binding; chemorepellent activity; semaphorin receptor binding. Gene Ontology annotation, cellular component: external side of plasma membrane. Bases 11582 to 13138 code for a protein of 518 amino acids. The transcript has 14 exons. The record is from RefSeq and is a predicted model, not a curated record.